Poeciliopsis prolifica (blackstripe livebearer) is the source of this 2176-nucleotide messenger RNA. It is a transcript of the gene faap24, whose product is annotated as FA core complex associated protein 24. NCBI's taxonomy places the organism in Eukaryota, Metazoa, Chordata, Actinopteri, Cyprinodontiformes, Poeciliidae. The record is from RefSeq and is a predicted model, not a curated record. Gene Ontology annotation, cellular component: Fanconi anaemia nuclear complex. Gene Ontology annotation, molecular function: chromatin binding. The transcript is spliced from 4 exons. Bases 94 to 747 code for a protein of 217 amino acids. Gene Ontology annotation, biological process: interstrand cross-link repair.
AAGAAGAGGAAGAAACAUUCCUUGGGGAUGAGAAAUGGUUGAAAAUCACCGGAGAGUUGUCAGGAUAACAACAUUUAGUCAGUAUUUAGCUGUAUGGAUCCCAAAGCAGCUGUGUUGGUGAAUUCAGAUCUUCCGUCCGGACACAUUCUUUGCCAUGAAAAAUGGAGGACUUCGUCUCUUCUUCAGGGCUUAAAAGAUGGAGGUGUGAAAAUCCUCUUUGAAAAGGAGCUGGGUGUGGCAGAUUUCCAUCUUCCCAGCAAAACGAAGCUUCUUUAUGUGUCAGAGUGUGACAUAAUAGCAGGAAAUGGCUACAAAAGGAAGCUGGUUCGAUACCGAAAUGCAAGUAGCAACUUUCAGGAACUGGUAAUAGUGGAGAGGACACGGCUCAGUGAGCAAUACUUCUCUGCUUUGCAGAGAUUUGUGGUGUUUGACUUAGGUUUGUCUCUUCUCCCAGUUAGUGGGCAAACAGAAGCCUCACAGCUCAUUACUCAGAUUGCUCACGGGGAGGGCAGAGAGAAUCCUUUUAGGCGGAAGACUUCAGGUCGGCUGUUGGACUCAGUGACCCUGACUCUGGUCCAGCAGAUCCCUGGGGUUGGCAGGGUCAAAGCUUUGACUCUGAUGCAGAAUUUUCCCAGUCUCACGGAAAUCUCCAAUGCAUCUCCUGCUGAGCUAGAGACCGUUGUGGGCGAGGGGAGCGCCCAGCAGAUUCACAGCUUCUUCCACGUAAACCUUAUUACUGGAACAUAAAGACUGACAUGUACUUUUCAGUGUUCAUUGGGCUAUUAUGUAUGGAGAUGCAAUGCAUCUCAAUGUGUAGACUUUAAGAAAUCCUUUUAAAAAAUAAAAAAAAAAUUUAACCACAACUGUGAUAAAAUGUGUGGAAUGACUGUACAAUAAUGUGUUAUGAAGUCAUUUUUAUUUUUGGUGAUGCCAGUAGUUAGGGCUUAGAGCUAAUAACUCAGAAUUGAAAUGACGAAGCUCAUUUUAACCAUGUAAAAUACUUGGGUUGGAAGUUUAUACAUGAAUUCAGUGGAAAUAACUAAAGUUAUUUGUGUUGCUGCGUACGACUGGACAGACACCACUUCACAAGUUACUUCCACAGUUCUCCACAAUAAUACAAAAACUAUUCAAUAAUAAGAUAAAUUCUUAGAAAAAUGUAGAUUACUUUCUGGACAGUCAAAACAGAUUCAGAUCAAACAGUUCAACAUCACUGGAAAUAAUUGAAUCAAGUGAGGAAAUCCCAAAAGCAAGAGACCAUAAUGUAACCCGGGUGUAAAUUUUAACGUCCAUUCCUUCAUUCUCUUUCCACUCCCUCUCCCCAUUAUCUCAAAUCUCACAAUGGUUCUAAUAUAUCACUAACUCUCACGGGACUAUGAGACCCUGAGUAUCAGGGUCACAUGUAUCAUCGCAGCCUAUCUGUUUGGUAUAUUAUCUGGAGUGGGAAAAUAUGAAAGAUUAGGACUCAUGUAAUUUUUUUCUCUUUAAUUCUGUACGACGCUCACAUAAAUGUGCUGAACUAUAGGACGCAACUACCGCGAUGAAAUGAAAAAACCCGUUUGUGUGAGAUAUGAACUGUGGAAUUGGUGUGUUUCUGUGUGUGGCUUGACUUCAGUUAAUUGAUUUCACUGUUUGUGUCGCUGCUAAAUUACUGAGUAUGAAAAUCCAGAUGCCCAACUUUUAAUAACCCAUUUGAUGAACAAUCAGGUGCCUUAAAUAUUUAUUGAGCACUUGUUUAUAUUAGGUUCUUUUACAAAUUCAUGUCAACUAAUUUGUAUGGUGCAUAUUUAUUUGAUUAUUUUGUUUUUGGGUGUAAUUUACAUUAAACUUUAUUAAAUACACAUAUUGACUGAAAAUGAUUGUUUGGAAUUAAUUAUAGGGAAAAAUGUGGCCUUUGUUGAAUUUGUGAGCACACUGGAAUGAUAUUUAUUUAUAUAGAAAAAUGGUCCUGUUGUAUUAUUCAGGCCAGGUUUGAUGACGAGCUGAAGGUCCAGGCACUUUGCACUUUUGGUGUGUGAAGACUUCUGAUUCUCCUGCCAGGCUGGCAGAGGCUCCUUGCAGCUGAUGAACAACUUUGUCCCCUGAUCUGACUUUUGACAGCCUAUGAAAUGCACCAAGCACUUUAUAAUUAACCUGCUUGGGACCUUUAGCCCACCCCAGCUUGGGGUGGAUGAACUGA